AUGGACGGCAUUGUUUAUGCAGCAGACGACGACGACACGAUUCUGAUCCCCGCGCAGCUUUUCGUGACGGAGGCGAUCCACGGCUCGGGUCAUCUACCGUACAUCACAAUGAAAGCACAAUGGGAUAAUGUGGGUCUUAGAACUUUCAUUGAUAUUUGUGUGGAAGAAGUGAAUGCCAAUAACCGUGGCAAAGAAGGAACAUUGUCACCACUUGGAUAUGAAAAUGUGGUCAGAAAGUUUUUUGAGCGCACGAGGAGAGAAUAUACCAAAAAGCAAUUCAAGAAGAAGUGGGAUGUGCUGAAAAAAGAGUAUGCUAUUUGGAAGACAUUAACCCAAAAGGCAUCAGGCAUUGGGUUUGAUCCUGUUACCAAGACCAUUGCGGCUAGUGAUGAAUGGUGGGCAAAUGAGAUACAGAGAAAUGAACUUGCCGCCAAGUUUCGAUUUGCUCCACUAGAGGAUGAGAUCAAACUGAGUGCUAUAUUUGAUGAUAUUAGUGUGACAAAUGAGUACGCGAGGGCGGCACCUCCCUCGUCUCAAGUUGAUGCAUCUCAAAUUCACAUUGAUGAUGAUGAUGUGGCUGGUUCAGGAUGUGAAAUAGAUGCUACUUUUGUGACACCUAACAAAGCUAAAGGUCGAAAGAAGAGAUCAUGUCCUUAUUCACCUAGUCCUGCGAUGGUGCAAAAGAUUGCAAAAGAUAGUGAUGAUAGAAUGCAAUUUAAGCGUAUUGCUGACCUUUGGGAAAAGAGGGAGACUAGCCGCAAUUCGGCGACAUCUGAAAUGAAGGAGGAUCCUGUGAGAGAUGAGAUUAAGGAGAUGAAGGACAUGGUGGUGAAUGAUGGAGGUAAACCUGGAAGUGAAGUGUAUUUUCAUGCUCUAGAACUCUUUACGAAGAAGGAACAUCGUGAUGUCUUGAGUGCACUAAAGGAGGAAGAUUCAACUGUGAGGCUUGAAUGGAUCAACAGGGCAUGGGAAACAUUUAUGAAAAAAAUUUAG
Molecule: messenger RNA, 993 nt
Organism: Triticum aestivum (bread wheat)
Lineage: Eukaryota; Viridiplantae; Streptophyta; Magnoliopsida; Poales; Poaceae
Product: L10-interacting MYB domain-containing protein-like
Exons: 3
Coding region: 1-993 (330 amino acids)
Source: RefSeq, a predicted model, not a curated record